UGAACCUCCUUGUUAGAAAACUAGGUGUUUAUAUAUAAAGGAAUGUUGUCCCUUGUGUUGCAUUCCAUGCUAUUGAUAGGGAUUACUCUCUCAUCUGGAUACGAUGAUUUAUCAAGAGAGAAAACAGCACAACAAAGUACAAAUCGACCAUGUCCUUAUGACUGUUCAGCUGGUGUUGCAGUUGAUAGAAAUGUAUCAACUUGCAUGGAAACAAUGGACAUUGGAAGAACUAUGAUAUACAAAACCAUGUGGUGGCACGUUGACCUUGGCGAUAUCUACAGUAUUUACAGCAUCAGCAUUGCGUUUAAAUCAGUUGAUGGGCGAGAAAAAAGGCAAAGGGGACGAGUUGCUGGAUUUUCACUUUUUCUGUCAAACUCUACGAGUAAAGAAAACGGAUGGAUGUGUUACAAAGACGGACCAGAGUUACCGCCAUUAAACUUCAGUACAAACUGUAUUGGACAUGGCCGUUAUGUCAUCUACUACAAUGAAAGAAUCGAUGAUGAAACCUAUCCAGAUGGAUACGAAACACAGUCCUUUAAUUUCCUUUGUGAAGUAAUAGUAAAAGGUAAAUUUAUAGUUUACGACCCAUAACAAAUCAACAUAACA
Molecule: messenger RNA, 606 nt
Organism: Saccostrea cuccullata (small rock oyster)
Lineage: Eukaryota; Metazoa; Mollusca; Bivalvia; Ostreida; Ostreidae
Exons: 3
Coding region: 43-591 (182 amino acids)
Source: RefSeq, a predicted model, not a curated record